Sorghum bicolor (sorghum) is the source of this 1396-nucleotide messenger RNA. RefSeq names its product 12-oxophytodienoate reductase 1. The transcript is spliced from 2 exons. The coding region runs from base 103 to 1221 and encodes 372 amino acids. Gene Ontology annotation, molecular function: FMN binding; oxidoreductase activity. NCBI's taxonomy places the organism in Eukaryota, Viridiplantae, Streptophyta, Magnoliopsida, Poales, Poaceae. The record is from RefSeq and is a predicted model, not a curated record.
ACUAGCAGCAAGAGCCUGUGAUCGCAACUGGAGCACACGCAAAGCCAGUGAUCGCUGCUGCGUGCCCUGUGUGUUUCGGUCGCAAAGAACACUUGUAAAAACAUGGUGCGCGACGCGGCAAAAGAGACGAUCCCGCUGCUGACGCGCUACAAGAUGGGCCAUCUCGAGCUCUCCCACCGCGUUGUGCUCGCGCCGCUGACGCGGUGCCGCUCCUACGGCCAAGUGCCGCAGCCGCACGCCGCGGCGUACUACUCGCAGCGCGCCACCAGCGGCGGCCUCCUCAUCUCGGAGGCCACGGAUGUGUCCCCCACCGCGCAGGGGUACCCGGAGACUCCCGGCAUCUGGACGCACGAGCAGGUCGAGGCGUGGAAGCCCAUCGUCGACGCCGUCCACCGCAAGGGCGCCUUCUUCAUCUGCCAGAUUUGGCACGUCGGCAGAGCUUCCACCAAUGAGUUUCAGCCUGACGGUCAGGCGCCCAUCUCCAGCACGGACAAGCAAAUCUCUCCGGACCCCGAGUCAGGCAUGGUGUACUCCAAGCCGCGGCGUCUACGGACGGAGGAGAUCCCGGGGAUCGUCGACGACUUUAGGCGUGCGGCACGGAACGCCAUCGAGGCAGGAUUCGAUGGUGUGGAGAUCCACGGCGCGCAUGGGUACCUCCUGGAGCAGUUCAUGAAGGAUGGCACCAACGACGACCGCGACGACGAGUACGGUGGCAGCCUUGAGAACCGGUGCCGCUUCGCGGUGGAGGUGGUCGAUGCUGUCGUCCACGAGGUGGGCGCGCGUCGCGUGGGCGUUAGGCUGUCUCCGUUCGUCGACUUCCUGGACUGUGUCGACUCUGAUCCACUGGCGCUUGGUGAAUAUAUGGUGCAGCAGCUGAAUAGGCACGAGGGGCUACUCUACUGCCAUAUGGUCGAGCCGCGGAUGGCCAAUGUUGAUGGCCGCAGACAAAUCCCUCAUAGGCUCCUACCGUUCAGAAAAGCCUUCAAUGGAACGUUCAUUGCUGCAGGCGGGUAUGAUCGGGAGGAAGGCAACAAGGUGGUGGGUGACCAUUAUACUGACCUCGUUGCGUACGGGAGACUCUUUUUGGCUAAUCCAGACUUGCCCAGAAGGUUUGAGUUGGGUGCACCCUUGAAUAAGUACAACCGGUCAACUUUCAUCACGCAGGAUCCUGUCGUUGGAUAUACUGACUACCCAUUCUAUGAGGAUAACAACCAUGUAUGAUUAUGUAGCUCAUUCAUUCGUGCUGUGGUUGAUAAGUUGAUUCAUAGUGUCUAGCCUCCUAGAUUAUCUGAAACUUUAAUGAUUUGGUUGAUACAUGCAUGUAUUUGUGAAGUUGGGAACUUCUCCCCUAUGUAUAAAUAAAAGGGUUUAAUACCCUAUACAUUUUCUUUUGAAA